Molecule: messenger RNA, 1728 nt
Organism: Aspergillus steynii IBT 23096
Lineage: Eukaryota; Fungi; Ascomycota; Eurotiomycetes; Eurotiales; Aspergillaceae
Exons: 3
Coding region: 211-1728 (505 amino acids)
Source: RefSeq, a predicted model, not a curated record
AGAGAGGUAGCUGAGACAGCAGGCCCUCAAACUAGGCCGAGAGCUAGCGCAUCGAGAAACAAAGGAAGAAAGACAGAACCCAAAGCUACAUCGGAGAGAGGUGUAACUAAGGCAGCGAACACUCGAACUAGGUCAGCAACAAGGAAAUCUACACGAACGAAGAAACCAACCCAACCGGCACAGAGCGAGGGCACAGUGGCGGAGUCUGAAAUGGAACAGGAUACAGUGAUGCGCGACCAGCCCUCCGACGAGUCUAACGCCGCCGAAGCUCUACUUCAACUUGCUCAGGAUCCCCUAGUCCCCGAGAGAAACCGUGAAGUCACUGAAUCGCAAGCACAGCCUCAAGACGAGCUCGAUGAAGACGGGGAAUUGUUUGAAACAUAUCAGGGGAUCGAACAAUUGCAAGCGUAUCUUUAUCGACAGCAAAGAUUGGCUGGUAUACCUUCCGAGCAAAUGGUCUCGAUGACGGGCGAACGGGGAGCUCCUACUCAAAGAAGAGACGGGGGACCCGUUAACCGGCCUGAUAACCCUAGCGUGGUGCAGUUUUCAGCGGGAGGUAGAGUGCUGGCGCCAUUCAUCCCCCCGGCAAGGUUCGACGGUGUCAUGCGACCCCUCCCAUUCGAGGGCGAGAGACAAGGCUCCAACGAUGAGCCACCAGUAAAUGAUCAGUCGGCGAGGGAGGCCCUAGACCUGAAUGAAGAGAUCUAUGGUCCAGAGGGAAGACCAGACAGAAACGAACGCACGCCUGAACGUGGGAUCCCGGCAAGAGAUUCACACAUGACUGGACCUAUGGUGGCUGUUCAGCUCACAGAGUUCCUAGAGCCCAAUGACUUAGUUAAUUUGUACGCAUGCUCGAAGAACUGGAAUGCCUUUGUCCGGCUAUACCCCGAGAAAAUAAUCAGAAACUACUCAGAAAAGCAAGCCCCCGAAUCAGAUUCCAUAUUUCCCUUCCGUUGUUAUCCCCAACUGUGCAAACAGAGACGCGUAAACGAAUCCGAGCAUGAGCUCGUGCCCGGUAUUCCCUGGCUGCUCAUGGUCAUGCAUCGCGAACGUAUCGUCCAGUCAAUCAUGGAAUGGAUGCAACGAACGGGCUACGGAGUACCGACACGGAGCGGCGUCGCGAUCCGAAAACUAUGGUUUCUCAUGGACAUACCCGACACCAAACGCCGAAAAUGGACCAUCGAGCACAAAGGGCUCUGGAGCGAUAUGGAUGUUUUCUUGGCUGGCCUCUUCAUGAUCCAGAUUGACUCGGCGCUCCAAGACGAAGACGAAGGCGAAGAUGACCUCGGCACGAUGCGGCGACUCUUGAUGGCCCAAAAGAGCCUGUCGGUCCUGUGGGAUGUGCUGAGCGGCGAGAUCUGGCAGACGGAGCUCGAGGUCGUCCAGUCAUAUGUUCGCUGGCGCUACGAGCCUCGCCCCCAUGAGCGCGCCAUGAACAACAUCCUUGGUGUUCCUAUUCAAGAGGCCGGACUGCUCCAGUACGAAUCGUAUGGUCAACACGGAAGAAGCGCCAAAGUGCGCCGGCCAGAUUCACUCGUCAUCCAUGAACUGAAACGCCGAAAACUUGAUGUACCGAAAUUGUAUCAGGCAGCCCUCGCAAUGGAGGAAUUGGUGCCGCACAAAGGCAACAAACCCCUUCAAUGGGACCUGGCACUGAAGGAGAAAGUUGCGGGAAGUGGAUUGGAUUGGCGCGAUGCCAUCAACUUGGAUCGCCCAAAAAUUACCUGA